Messenger RNA from Dendrobium catenatum, 667 nucleotides. Its product is annotated as copper transport protein ATX1. Gene Ontology annotation, molecular function: metal ion binding. Bases 123 to 527 code for a protein of 134 amino acids. NCBI's taxonomy places the organism in Eukaryota, Viridiplantae, Streptophyta, Magnoliopsida, Asparagales, Orchidaceae. The transcript has 2 exons. The record is from RefSeq and is a predicted model, not a curated record.
AUCUAUUACAUGGAAUCCACUUACUGAAGCUAGCUAUAAGACCAACCUAUGAUCAUUCUUCCUCUAUAUGUGCUGAAAAUUAACUGUAUAUAUAUAUCCAAAUUAAUCACCGGCGAAGAGCAAUGGCCAACCUGCAAAUUGUUCCGGCCGCCGGCAAGAACGUGUCGCCUCAGUAUGUUGAGAUGAAGGUUCCUCUCUACUCAUUUGGAUGCGAGAAGAAGGUUAAGAAGGCCUUGUCUCAUCUCAGAGGAAUACAUUCAGUUCAUGUAGAUUAUUACCAGCAAAAGGUGACAGUUUGGGGAAUUUGUAACAGAGAUGAUGUUCUUUAUGCUAUAAGGAAGAAGAGAAGGGAAGCUCGGUUUUGGGACGAAAUAGAGGCUGAAAAUAAAACUAUGGUAGAGGAGACUGAGAUUGAAGAGAUAGUAGCUUCAGAGCCAGCUGCAGCAGCAAGAGGGAACCGGUUUAAGUUCAGGAAAUCAUGGAAGAAAUUAUUUCCUUUGACACUGUACUUAAUGUCAUUUAGAUGAUUAGUUAAGUACUUGCAUAUGUUAUCUUUUGAAAUUUGUGUGUAUAUAUUGAUAACAGUUUGCUAAUCCUGAUAGAGCGAUUUGGAUUGAAUCAAAUGCUGAAAUUUGAAGGUUGAUAUAUCAUCAAAAAAUUAUUUUGA